Molecule: messenger RNA, 702 nt
Organism: Dioscorea cayenensis subsp. rotundata (Guinea yam)
Lineage: Eukaryota; Viridiplantae; Streptophyta; Magnoliopsida; Dioscoreales; Dioscoreaceae
Product: organelle RRM domain-containing protein 2, mitochondrial-like
Exons: 4
Coding region: 45-479 (144 amino acids)
Biological process (GO): mitochondrial mRNA modification
Cellular component (GO): mitochondrion
Molecular function (GO): RNA binding
Source: RefSeq, a predicted model, not a curated record
AGCCCUUCUCCUCCUGAAAAGCCCCAACUUCUUCAACCUUCGAGAUGGCGAUGGCGAUGGCGGUGGCGGUGGUGAGAGCUUUGAAGGCGGGGAGGUCCGGAAUCAGCCGCUUCUCGACGUUCUCCGCCUUAUCUCCUCCGCCACCGGCUGAAGCCCCGCCGAAUGCUGAGCCCGAUACCAACCUCUUCGUCUCAGGGCUGAGCAAGCGCACUACUUCUGAGGGUCUUAGAGAAGCCUUUGCAAAAUUUGGUGAAGUUAUUUCAGCGAAGGUUGUGACUGAUAGAGUUUCAGGUUACUCAAAGGGAUUUGGCUUUGUUCGCUAUGCUACACUAGAAGAUGCAGCAAAAGGAAUAGAGGGCAUGGAUGGCAAGUUUUUGGAUGGCUGGGUUAUUUUUGCGGAAUAUGCUCGAUCAAGACCUACAACACCACCACCACCACCACCGCCACCAUCAGAGGGACCAUCAGGCCAUCAGACUUAGAACAAUCAAACACCUACUUACUAAUUAGAUUUAAAGCUCUAUGUAAAUUCAUUGAUUGAAGGAAGCUGGAGAAGUUUUUGCUCAAUAUGCUUUUGAGACUUGUACUUUUCUUAUAGUGUGCAUAUCCAUGUUUUAUUCCAAACAUAACUUUACAAAGUCAAAACUAUAAACAAUUAUAGUGAUUUAUGAGGACAAAGCGGACAUGACUGUUAACAAAUUAUCA